AGGUAUACCUAAGAGCACCUGGUAACGGAAGUUGACGCUUUUAAACUUAUCGAGAUUGAGAUUGCAAGGGAAGAAAAUGGCACAAAAGCUUGAGGUGAAAACCGAAACCGAUUCAUUUACCUUGAAGGGAAGAAGUUGUGAGUUAUCAGCAUUUGCAUACGUACCCACACAAAGAAAUGAACCACCCGAACGAACAGUGUUUAAUACUCCUAAUAAUAUGGAUUAUGAACAUCAAGAUCAGGAUAGAUAUCCAAAGUUGACCUAUGACCGUCUGUUUAGAAAAGAAUUUGGUUUUAAUAACAAACUCCACAGAGAUGACAGAGAACAUGCAAAGUCAAGGGGACUAGUUGUAAAUGAUGAGGAACAACCCAAGGAUGUACCAACGCUUUCAUCAACAGAAUAUGGACACAGAAUAGACAUGGCUACUGACCAUCCAGACAGAAAACAUGUUAGAAUAGCUCGUGUUAAAGCAGAAUUCUUCAGGAGAAAUGGAAUCACAUCAUGAUUUUUGAGAACAUUAGAAAUUUAUUUCAAAUUGUGCCCAGUAUAAAGCAUUUCCUGUAUUGGAAGUUAUAUUUUGAAUGACUGUUGAAUGUGCAAUCAAUGUUUUUGACACAAAUUUGAUAUAUUAUGUGACUUAGUGUGUACUUAGGGAAUGUAUGGAAUAUUGUUCUAAACUUAAUUUGUUCCUAUGAAACCUCUUAUUAUAGAAAAAAAUCAAGUGAAAAAUUUAAAAAUACCAGUCUCAUAGUAUUAUAAAAGAAUGUCUAAUCAUGAUUAUCAUGAUACUGCCAGUAUAAAAAAAACUAAAAUCUUUGUAUCCAUUCGUGAAUUUUUAUACCAGGUUUCAGCAAUGUGUUGUUGUCAAAUUUCUGUAUCUGACCAUAUACUUGUUAUUAAGGGGAGAUAAUUUAUAUUUUUAUAUCAAAAUAAAUAAAUUUUGUGUGCCUGAUUAACUGAUAAAAAAUGCACUAAUUAAAAAAAAUAUUACUAGUUUAACCAAUGGAUCGAGUCUAUAAUCAAAGGCCAGUCUGGUUAUAGAUAAAAGCAUUACUGUGAUUGGAAAUAACUGUGAUACAACUCCACUUUGUUUUAGUGAUCUUUUUAUUAUGAUAUUUACAUUCAAUUGUACUCAAAUAACCAACUGUAUUUGUUUGUUGGAUGGUUGAUGUUACAUGUAAAUGUGAGAAUAAAGGAAAAUAUUUUUGUA
Messenger RNA from Mytilus californianus (California mussel), 1210 nucleotides. RefSeq lists its product as uncharacterized. The transcript is spliced from 4 exons. The coding region runs from base 77 to 505 and encodes 142 amino acids. NCBI's taxonomy places the organism in Eukaryota, Metazoa, Mollusca, Bivalvia, Mytilida, Mytilidae. The record is from RefSeq and is a predicted model, not a curated record.